UUAAUACACCGGUUACGACAAUUGGUAUUUAAGCGCGACGCCGAUCGGUGGUGAUGGAUUUCUAGUUUGACUGUCUAUACAUAGUUUUCGACUAUGGCACGAUUCGCGUAUUUUCUAUUCUUCGGAAUGGCGCUGGUUAAUGUUGCGAGUUCAACUUACUCGGCUUGUGACUCUUGCACUGACCGAGCAAAUUCCACCAUGUUGAAGAAUAUCGAGUUGUACAUAUUCACUAGUGCUGCUGAAAACACAAGCGUACUAAUUGACGCUGCGAGCAGUUUAGUGGACAAAAUCGACGCCAGCAAGUCAACCGUUCUUUACCUUCACGGCUGGACAGAAUCCUGCGAAUCAUCGAGUGUGCAGGAAGUAGUGGCAGCCUAUUUGGAACGUGCCGACUACAACGUGCUGGUCCUAGACUACAGCGAAAUAGCCGCACAGGUUUGGGACUACGCAUCGUUAAGCACCGAGGGUGUUGGCUACACGGUGGCACAGGCUCUCGACGAAAUGGUGGCAGCGGGGUUGGACGCGACGACUCUGCGCCUGGUCGGUCACUCGUUGGGAGGCCAAGUUGCCGGUUACGUUGGGAAGAACGUGAACUUCACCAUCCCAAGAAUCACAGCUUUGGAUCCAGCAGGUCCCGGAUUCUCGGAGAGCGACGUGCAUCUGCAGGCCAGCGACGCUGGUUUCGUCGAGAUCAUUCACACCGAGGCUUCGUACUUGGGCAUUGACUACAGCGCGGGCGAUGUCGACUUCUGGCCUAACGGCGGCUCCUCUCAACCAGGAUGCUCCGUAACUUCCGAACUUCUGCUGAUCACCUGCAGUCACGCCAGGUCCUGGGCUUAUUAUGCGGAGUCCUUGAUCAAUGAGAACGCGUUCGUCGCCGUCGCUUGUGACUCUUAUACGGAAUUCAAAAACGGCUCAUGCAGCUCCAACACGGAGGUGGUAAUGGGCUAUGCGACACCGAACACAGCGGCCGGGAACUUCAUGCUUCAGACCAACAGCGACUCACCGUAUGGUCGAGGAGACAAUGGAACUACGUAUGAGGCAUAGAAUCGUCCAGGUUUUACGAUCACGUUUCAUCCUCUCAAACAGACGCGGAGGUCGUAUCUCGCGACCUUCAAUUUCCAGCA
Molecule: messenger RNA, 1127 nt
Organism: Diprion similis
Lineage: Eukaryota; Metazoa; Arthropoda; Insecta; Hymenoptera; Diprionidae
Product: lipase member H-like
Exons: 7
Coding region: 94-1047 (317 amino acids)
Biological process (GO): lipid metabolic process
Molecular function (GO): lipase activity
Source: RefSeq, a predicted model, not a curated record